UGAAGAUUUCUUUGACAUCAUCUAUUCAAUGCAUGUGGAAACAGGGCCAAAUGGAGAACAAAUUCGGAAACAUGCUGGACAAAAGAGAACUUACAAAGCAAUACAGAAAAAUGUGUGAAAUGCUCAAAGUUUCAAAUACAGAUUUCAGAGAGCUAUGCCUUCCUACCAAGAGAAGCGGUGACACGAUUUCUAAUGAGCUGCUCAGAGUGCCAGAAAAGAAUGCAUUUAAACCCAGAUGGAACCGAUCAUAAAGAUAAUGGAAAACCUCCCACUUUGGUGACCAGCAUGAUUGACUACAACAUGCCCAUUACCAUGGCCUAUAUGAAGCACAUGAAACUGCAGCUGCUAAACUCACAGCAAGAUGAGGAUGAAAGUUCAAUAGAAAGUGAUGAAUUUGAUAUGAGCGACUCUACACGGAUGUCAGCUGUGAACUCUGAUCUCAGCUCCAAUCUUGAGGAAAGAAUGCAGAGUCCCCAGGCUCUUCAUGGCCAGCAAGAUGAUGAUUCUGCUGCAGAGAGCUUUAAUGGCAAUGAGACUCUGGGGCAAAGUUCAGUUGCUUCAGGGGGAACACACAGCAGGGAGAUGGGCGACUCCAACGGUGACGGCAAAGCGGGGCUGGAGCAGGACCAGCAGCCACUGAACCUGAGCGACAGUCCCCUCUCCGCGCAGCUCACUUCGGAAUACAGAAUAGAUGAUCACAACAGUAAUGGAAAAAACAAAUAUAAGAAUCUUCUAAUCUCUGACCUCAAGAUGGAGCGAGAGGCGAGAGAAAAUGGAAGCAAGUCUCCUGCACAUAGCUACUCAAGCUACGACUCUGGCAAAAAUGAGAGUGUAGACAGAGGGGCUGAGGACCUGUCUCUGAACAGGGGAGAUGAAGAUGAAGAUGACCACGACGACCAUGACGAUGCUGAGAAAGUUAAUGAGACGGAUGGUGUGGAGGCAGAGCGGCUGAAAGCUUUUAAUAUGUUUGUCAGGCUGUUUGUAGAUGAAAACUUGGACCGAAUGGUCCCAAUCUCUAAGCAGCCCAAAGAAAAGAUCCAGGCUAUCAUUGACUCAUGCAGGCGACAAUUCCCUGAGUACCAAGAGCGUGCCAGAAAGCGCAUACGCACUUACCUCAAGUCCUGCAGGCGGAUGAAAAGAAGUGGUUUUGAGAUGUCUCGACCUAUUCCUUCUCACCUUACUUCAGCAGUUGCAGAGAGUAUCUUGGCUUCAGCCUGUGAAAGUGAGAGUAGAAAUGCCGCCAAGAGGAUGCGUCUGGAUAAACAACAGGACAAGCCCGCUCCAGCUGACAAACAGUGUAAGCCAGAGGCGGCGCAGGCCACUUACUCGGCCGCCGCGGUCUCAGGCUCACCGGAGGUGUUGUACAUCAACGGCAACGGGACCUACAGUUACCACAGUUACAGAGGGCUCGGAGGGGGCCUGCUGAACCUGAACGAUGCUUCCAGCAGUGGGCCCACCGAUCUCAGCAUGAAGAGGCAGUUGGCGACCAGCUCAGGCUCCUCCAGCAGUUCAAGCUCCAGACCCCAGCUGAGUCCAACUGAAAUCAAUGCAGUGAGACAGCUUGUGGCAGGAUAUCGAGAAUCGGCUGCAUUUUUAUUGCGUUCUGCAGAUGAACUGGAAAAUCUUAUUUUACAACAGAACUGACUCAAAUGACGAUCCGAUUCACUGAGGUCUAAGUUUGCAGUUUCCACUAAUGACAUUUUGAUUUCCCAGCAGAGAUGCUUCUGGUGUCACUGCGCAGUCUUAAGAGAAACACUUCCAUUAUGCCACACUGUCCUUGAUCCAUACAGUGAUGUGUUAAGGUGCUUCAAAGGAACUGACCUCUGAAGUACUUGAGAUACCUUGUGUCCAGCCUACUGCUUUUUGUUUUAGUGUGUCAACAUAACUAUCUGGGGCAAAAAUAAAACUAAAGGCUGUAUAUUCCUAAUUCAAGGAUAAAACUGAAGAAGCUUGUGGUAUAAAAAAUAGUUCAAGAUCCAACUGAAAUAUUAGUGGAAUUUGCUACUGACUUAUUGGACUGAAAGCUGCAGUAUCUGGCAAAAAAAAAAAAAAAAAGCCAAAAUUUCUUCUUGCUACAGGUUAUAACCAUGAAAAGGAUCUUGUAUUUUAAAAAAUAUAUAUGUAAUUUUUAUAAAAAGAAAACUUGUUUUUCAUUCAAAAUUGUCAUUUUUACUUUGGUAACUUUUUCAUAGGUCCUAAAAGAAAACCGUUUUGAGAAACUACUGUAAGUACCUUUUCCACAUCCCUCUGCCUUCUCUUUCCAAAUUCUUUCUACAAAAAAAUAACACAUGACGCUGGAGAAAAACCCUCGCCUCCGUUCUUUACAUCAUUUUUUUAGGAGCUACUUCGGGGAGAAGCCUGCACUUCUGCACUCAGGCAGGUCCCCAGCAUCCCACGCAACACUGCAGCUUUACCAGAGAGGUUUCCACCACACAACUUUUUAAUAUUAAAAAGAGACAUAUCAUUGAGGGGGGAAGAUCACACCUUGGUUUCCCACAGCUCACCCCAGAUUGCCGCUGCUAUCUUACGGCACCCCUCUAAGACAGGGGUGUAGAUGGCUGAAUGUUCAGAGGUUGCAAGUGACAAUCUGAAAAUUUGCACUCGUGUGUAGUUUAGUUUUCAUUUCUCUAUUUCAGACAUAGUUUCCAAAAAGACCAUUACCUCUCCUGAUAUGAUCUGUGAGAUUUACAGUUCUAGGUAAAGAUGAUGUAACGGACUGUUGGUGGCUGCAGCUGCAACUUACAAUGAACUGGCCCCUCCGAUUCCCUGUCCUUUGCCCUUCUUUCCGAUUUUAUAGUGUGGGUACACAUAAAUGGUGUUUUCUUUGUGCACUGAGGCAAGCCUAUUUUUAAGAUAUUUAGGGAGUCCAUCAGUUUAUGCUUCUUGUACAAUUUUUUUCUGUUGUUUAGCUUUGGUUGGAUUACAGAUUCGUUGUGCAUUCCUGAAUUUGCCUUAUUUCAUGUAAAACUUACGUCAUUCGGUUUUUGAUAAUUCAGUUUUAGGCAUCAGUGAUAUUUCUUAUCUACUUGUUACAUAUAGUUUUUCAAGUAAUGACUGUGAUUGUGACCAAGUAAUGUGCACUUUUUCUUGUAACUGUGGACAUUGCUAUGCUUUUUUCUUCUCGUGUUUCUAGAAUUACUGUUCCUUACAGUUACGUAAACAAAAAACAAAAAAAAAUUUUGUGAUACUGUUGGUGAAUAUAAUGUGAAAAUCUAAUUGAAAUAUGAGUAUUUUGGAAAUACAUAGAUGCACAAACAUCUUUUAAGAUGUGAGUUUAGAGUUUGCUUAUUUAAAUGAAAAUUCAAAAACUGAGGGCUGGCAUAAUUUUCUGUUUUGUUGGGUUUAAUAAACAGAUUUCUGUGUUAAAACAA
This is a messenger RNA of Miniopterus natalensis, 3371 nucleotides long. The record is from RefSeq and is a predicted model, not a curated record. NCBI's taxonomy places the organism in Eukaryota, Metazoa, Chordata, Mammalia, Chiroptera, Miniopteridae.